This is a messenger RNA of Zalophus californianus (California sea lion), 1167 nucleotides long. RefSeq names its product acyl-CoA thioesterase 8 (gene ACOT8). Gene Ontology annotation, cellular component: peroxisomal matrix. Gene Ontology annotation, biological process: fatty acid catabolic process; acyl-CoA metabolic process. The record is from RefSeq and is a predicted model, not a curated record. Bases 226 to 1050 code for a protein of 274 amino acids. NCBI's taxonomy places the organism in Eukaryota, Metazoa, Chordata, Mammalia, Carnivora, Otariidae. Gene Ontology annotation, molecular function: fatty acyl-CoA hydrolase activity. The transcript has 7 exons.
CAGAGGAAGACAUUACUGGGUACCUACAACCCAGCGGCUGUUUGGGGGUCAGAUUGUGGGCCAGGCGCUGGUGGCUGCAGCCAAGUCUGUGAGCGAAGACGUCCAUGUGCACUCCCUGCACUGCUACUUUGUACGGGCAGGGGACCCUAGAGAAGAACAAAGCCUGGGGCCAAGAAGAGUGUUGGACCUCACACCUGAGAUAACUGAGUGCGUGUUGAUGUGAAAAUGUUGGGGUUCGGAGCAAAUGGUCCAGAAAGAAUUCUUGAAGAAGUCUUCGAUGCAAAAAGGGCCUACCUGCACUGUUCCAAUAAAAAUGUCCAAGAACAGGUCUGGAACUCAUUCACACUGAAAGGGGACCCCAAGUUGCCGGUGCUGUACCAGGUGGAGCGGACGCGGACAGGGACAAGCUUCUCGGUGCGCUCCGUGAAGGCCGUGCAGCAUGGCAAGCCCAUCUUCAUCUGCCAGGCCUCCUUCCAGAAGGCUCAGCCCAACCCCGUGCAGCACCAGUUCUCCAUGCCCAGCGUGCGCCCACCCGAAGAGCUGCUGGACCACGAGGCCCUCAUCGACCAGUAUUUAAGGGACCCCAACCUCCAAGAGAAGUACCGGGUGGGACUGAACCGAAUUGCUGCCAAGGAGGUGCCCAUUGAGAUUAAGCCGGUAAAGCCACCUACCCUGAGCCAGCUGCAGAGCAUGGACCCCAAACAGAUGUUCUGGGUGCGAGCCCGGGGCCAUAUCGGGGAGGGCGACAUGAAGAUACACUGCUGCGUGGCUGCCUACAUCUCGGACUACGCCUUCCUGGGCACGGCAAUGCUGCCCCACCAGCGGCAGCACAAGGUGCACUUCAUGGCCUCUCUGGACCACUCCAUGUGGUUCCACACCCCUUUCCGAGCUGACCACUGGAUGCUCUAUGAGUGUGAGAGCCCCUGGGCUGGUGGCUCCCGGGGGCUGGUCCAAGGGCGGCUGUGGCGUCGGGACGGCGUCCUGGCUGUGUCCUGUGCCCAGGAGGGCGUGAUCCGAGUGAAGCCCCGGGUCUCAGAGAGCAAGCUGUAGCCAGAGGGACCAGCUUGGCCUCGGGCUUCAAGGAUCACUCUUCUCCCCACCAACUCCGUACAGUUGAGGGCUGGGCUUUCUGUCCCCAAACCCAAUAAAGAGACUAAUACCACUGGA